GACACAGCAGAAUAUGUCGCUUACGUUGCCAAAGAUCCAGUGAAUCAAAGAGCGUGCCAUAUACUGGAGUGUCCCGAGGGUCUCGCUCAGGAUGUGAUCAGCACUAUAGGACAGGCCUUUGAACUGCGAUUCAAGCAAUACCUCAAGAACCCUCCAAAACUAGUGACUCCACAUGACAGGAUGGCUGGAUUUGAUGGCUCGGCAUGGGAUGAAGAGGACGAGGAGAUUGCGGACCAUGCCUACUACAAUGACUUCCCAGGGAAGGAGCCUCCUAUUGGUGGGGUUGUGGACAUGAGGCUACGAGAUGGAACUGCUCCUUUAGUGCCAAGACAGAGCCCCAAUCACAUGGGGGCCACACUGCCGGUGGGACAGAUAUCUGGAGGAGAACAAGACUCAAGGAAACAGCAGCCACAGCCCAAUGUGCAAGGUAAGGACAGGUAUCCAGUGCCUGGCGCCAAGCCUGUGAAUCGGCCCGACCUUUUCGAUGACCCCUCCUAUGUAAAUGUGCAGAACCUGGACAAGGCCCGCCCGCCUGCUCGUGGCGCCACCAAUGGUCAGAGAGACAUCUUUGAUAUGAAGCCCUUCGAGGAGGCGAUCCCCCCGGGGGCGUCCAUUGUCAGUAUGGAAGAAGAGCUGAGGCGGGAGCCUUGGUACCACGGGAAGAUGACCCGGAAGGAGGCGGAGCGCCAGCUGCGGGUCAACGGAGACUUCCUGGUGAGAGAGAGCACCACCACCCCGGGGCAGUACGUCCUGACCGGCCUGCAGAAUGGGCAGCCCAAACACCUGCUGCUGGUGGACCCAGAAGGAGUGGUCCGGACCAAGGACCACCGCUUUGAGAGUGUGAGUCACCUGAUCAGCUAUCACAUGGACAAUCACUUGCCCAUCAUCUCUGCGGGCAGCGAGCUGUGUCUGCAGCAGCCGGUGGAGCGGAGACAGUGAGCGGCGGGGUCCCCUCCUCCUCAGUACACCGCAGCCUCUUCCCGUACCGCCGCGGAGCCUUCUCCUCACCUUCUAUCAGGGAAUUUGUAGGGUCACUGUGACCGGGAGCCAUGGGUCAGUGCUGCCGCCGGAUCCCGCCAUGGAGGUGACGUCUCAGCACAAGGCGGCUCCGCCCCCUCUAAGCACAUGAUGGCCUGUGGCGCAGUCACCCCUGCCGAUCUGUGCCUUUUUUUAUUUGUAUGGUUCCCCUGCCCCCUCCAUGAUGGAUAUCUCCUGGGCCCCUCAGUCCAUCAAUGGCAAUAACGGACCCGAACCCCGUGCAUGCUGGACAUCCUCCGCACCUGCCCCAUGCCUAUUUAUUUCUGCUGCUUCCACACCGUCCUCUCGUCUGCGCCCCCCGGAGGUGGGGCCCCUAACGGAGUCUGCACUUUUUCUGGCCCCCCCCCCCCCCCCCCCCCACAAACCUUUUUGCCUUAAGGUGACUAAAGAAAUAUGUAUCUGCCUCCAAAUUAUGGACAGGGGCGGCACCUAAUGUCCGGACAUUGCUGGUGUAGGUGCGGCGGCUGGUGGCCCCUUUUUAUGUAGAGAGCCCCCCCCCCACUGCUGUGGACUGAGUGGUCUCCACGGAGGAUGUUGUAUGGACUCGAGAGACUCGCCCAAUUUCUAGUGUUGUGUUCUGGACUGCAGGUCAUGUGACCUCAACUAGCCUGCCCCCACCUGGGGUCUGCAACGGGAAGUCCUAGCCUAACCUGCCCCUCAAUAUACCUCCCCAAGGGUCCCCAGCAAAAUGCCCUUAUAACCUGCCCUACCCCUCACUCCUGGCUCUGUGCCAGGGCGCCCUAUUACCGUACCCUCCCAUCCCAGGACCCGCCCUAUUACCGUACCCUCCCAUCCCAGGACCCGCCCUAUUACCGUACCCUCCCAUCCCAGGACCCGCCCUAUUACCGUACCCUCCCAUCCCAGGACCCGCCCUAUUACCGUACCCUCCCAUCCCAGGACCCGCCCUAUUACCGUACCCUCCCAUCCCAGGACCCGCCCUAUUACCGUACCCUCCCAUCCCAGGACCCGCCCUAUUACCGUACCCUCCCAUCCCAGGACCCGCCCUAUUACCGUACCCUCCCAUCCCAGGACCCGCCCUAUUACCGUACCCUCCCAUCCCAGGACCCGCCCUA
This is a messenger RNA of Hyla sarda, 2111 nucleotides long. Its product is annotated as SHC-transforming protein 1-like. NCBI's taxonomy places the organism in Eukaryota, Metazoa, Chordata, Amphibia, Anura, Hylidae. Gene Ontology annotation, biological process: intracellular signal transduction; cell surface receptor protein tyrosine kinase signaling pathway. Gene Ontology annotation, molecular function: receptor tyrosine kinase binding. The record is from RefSeq and is a predicted model, not a curated record. Gene Ontology annotation, cellular component: plasma membrane.